AUGAAGAAAUCACUGGAGGUUGUUACGUUACAAGGGCCAUUGAAACUGGAUCCGGAAUGCUUCGGUUACUGGAAAGUCUCGAUCCAGCAGGUCAUCUCGAGCAUUGACAUGGAAGCUUGGUUUGCAGUGGAGGACGGCUGGUCUCAUCCAACUGAGAUGAAUGAAGAUGGUGAAUUGGUGCAAAAACACAGAAAGAAGUGGACAACUGAAGAAAAGGCUGAGGCCAAACACAAUUCCCAGGCGUUGUCGGUCAUCUUCAAAUCUCUGCCGAGAGAUAUCUUCAGCCAAGUUCAAGGUUGUGUGUCAGCUAAAGUGGUGUGGGACAUUCUGGUCGUCACUUUUGAAGGAACUUGUAUAGUUAGGCGCACAAGGUUGGACAAUCUUGCGUCUGACUUUGAGAAUCUGCAAAUGACUGAAACCAAAUAUGUGGCGGAUUAUAGUAGCCGGUUGAUUUGUAUUGCUCAAGAGUCUGUUGUUUUGGGUAAACGAUACAAGGACAAGAAGCUGGUCAAGAAAUUCCUUAGAAGUUUACCUGAAAAUUUUCAACCGCACAGGUCUGCAAUUGAUGUGUCUCUGAAUUCUGAUGAAGGAAGAAAGAGAAAAUGA
Messenger RNA from Camelina sativa (false flax), 606 nucleotides. RefSeq lists its product as uncharacterized. Lineage: Eukaryota; Viridiplantae; Streptophyta; Magnoliopsida; Brassicales; Brassicaceae. The record is from RefSeq and is a predicted model, not a curated record.